Molecule: messenger RNA, 1650 nt
Organism: Triplophysa dalaica
Lineage: Eukaryota; Metazoa; Chordata; Actinopteri; Cypriniformes; Nemacheilidae
Product: rhodopsin kinase grk7a
Exons: 4
Coding region: 1-1650 (549 amino acids)
Biological process (GO): protein phosphorylation; regulation of signal transduction; signal transduction
Cellular component (GO): cytoplasm
Molecular function (GO): rhodopsin kinase activity; ATP binding
Source: RefSeq, a predicted model, not a curated record
AUGUGUGACAUGGGGGGACUCGAUAACUUGGUGGCCAACACGGCCUACCUGAAAGCCCAGGGGGGAGAUGACAAGGAGAUGAAGAAACGUCGGCGAAGUCUGUCCCUUCCCAAGCCGGAGCAGUGCGCAGAACUCAGGAUAAAUCUAGAGAAGGACUUUGACUCCCUCUGCGAAAAACAGCCUGUAGGAAAGCGUUUCUUCCGCCAAUACCUUGAUCAAGGGGGACCUGAGUGUGUUGCUGCGGCCGAAUUUUUGGAUGAUCUGAAUGACUGGGAAUUGUCGGAGGGCGCUGCCAGAGACAAGGCCCGUACAAAUAUCAUUAAUAAAUUCUGCAAGGACGGUUCCAAGAGCUUCCUCACCUACCUGACAGGAGAUGUAGCAACCAAGUGCAAGGCAGUUACUGACAAAGACUUCGAGGAGGUGAUGGGACUGGUGAAGGAUGCCACCAAUGAGUUUGUCAGAGGCAAACCGUUUACAGAUUAUCAGGAAAGUCAAUUCUUUGACAAGUUUCUGCAGUGGAAAGAAUAUGAGAAACAGCCCAUCACUGAGAAAUACUUCUAUGAAUUCAGGACACUUGGAAAGGGUGGAUUUGGUGAGGUUUGUGCGGUGCAGGUGAAGAACACCGGCCAGAUGUAUGCCUGCAAGAAGCUAUGCAAAAAGCGUCUGAAGAAGAAACAUGGUGAGAAAAUGGCCCUGUUGGAAAAGAAAAUCUUGGAGAAGGUGAACAGCCUGUUUAUCGUCAACCUGGGUUACGCUUAUGAAACCAAGACCCAUCUCUGCUUGGUCAUGAGCUUGAUGAAUGGAGGUGACCUCAAGUAUCACAUCUAUAACAUUGGUGAGAAGGGCAUCGAAAUGGAUCGGAUCAUCUAUUACACAGCUCAGAUUUGUACCGGGAUGCUGCAUCUACAUGCCAUGGACAUUGUGUAUCGUGACAUGAAGCCUGAGAACGUGCUUUUGGACAGCCAGGGUCAAUGUCGUCUCUCAGAUCUUGGUCUUGCUGUGGAGAUUCCGGUUGGAAAAACCAUCACCCAAAAAGCUGGAACCGGUGCAUAUAUGGCACCUGAAAUCCUGACUGAAAUUCCGUACAGGACCUCAGUGGAUUGGUGGGCUCUUGGCUGUAGUAUCUAUGAAAUGGUGGCUGGCUACACCCCAUUUAAAGGUCCCGAUUCCAAGAAGGAGAAAGUGGAGAAGGAGGAGGUACAGAGGCGGAUCAUCAAUGAGGAGCCCAAAUAUGAGCACAAGAACUUUGAUGCCCCCACAAUAGACAUCAUCAAGCAGUUCCUCAAGAAGAAGAUGGACGAACGUCUAGGCUGCAAGGGUGAUGAUCCCAGGAAGCACGAGUGGUUCAAGUCCAUCAACUUUGCCCGUUUGGAGGCCGGCCUCAUCGACCCUCCCUGGGUACCCAAACCCAAUGUUGUCUACGCGAAGGAUACAAGUGACAUUGCCGAGUUCUCUGAAAUCAAAGGUAUUGAGUUUGAUGCUAAGGAUGAUAAAUUUUUCAAGGAGUUCAGCACAGGGGCUAUACCUAUCGCCUGGCAAAUGGAGAUGAUUGACACCGGACUCUUCGAUGAGCUUAAUGACCCCAACCGGAAAGAAUCAGCAGGUGGCUUAGACGACGAUAAGAAAUCGGGUACCUGCGCACUUUUGUGA